Molecule: messenger RNA, 810 nt
Organism: Manihot esculenta (cassava)
Lineage: Eukaryota; Viridiplantae; Streptophyta; Magnoliopsida; Malpighiales; Euphorbiaceae
Product: STS14 protein
Exons: 1
Coding region: 146-676 (176 amino acids)
Source: RefSeq, a predicted model, not a curated record
GCUGAAUAAUUUUUUUCCUAAAAUUGGGCGUACCGAAUAAUUCUCUCUAGGUAGGGGCCCUGCCUAUAAAUGAAUGUGACUGUCAAUUACGGGUCUAACUUGUUUAGUCACGCACAAGCCAAAUCAGCUUUCAAGAGUCAAAGAAAUGGACUCUGCUUUGCUUCUUCUUCCUCUUCUAGUUCUGUCCACAUUCCACGGCUCUUCCAACGGUGCAGCACAGCCAACAAGCGCCAGCCCCACCGCUCUGCCAACCGCCGCCAGCGAAUUCCUAGAAGCACACAACCAGGCAAGAGCAGCAGUUGGGGUUGGCCCUCUCGAGUGGAGCGAGAAGCUAGCCAAUGCCUCUAGCAGACUAGUCAGGUACCAAAGAAACAAAAUGGGUUGUCAAUUUGCCAACCUCAUUAACAGCUCCUACGGUGGAAACCAACUAUGGGCUAGUGGCAUGGCUGUGACUCCACGCAUGGCUGUUGAUCACUGGGUGCAAGAGAAGAUUUACUACAACCAUGCUAGUAACUCCUGUGUACCAAAUCACCAGUGCGGUGUUUACACUCAGGUUGUGUGGAAGAAGUCUCUGGAAUUGGGAUGCGCACAAGCUGCUUGUGUAAAGGAGCGAGCCAGUUUAACUGUGUGUUUCUAUAAUCCCCCUGGGAAUGUUGUAGGAGAGAGCCCAUAUUAGAGAAGCUGCCCUCGUAUGUAGCUUCUUUAGGCUUUGUUUGUGAAAUGGGUUUCUCAAUAUUUAAAUGCUAAUGAGAUCUGAAAUCAUGGUGUAGUACUAUAAAUUAAUCUUUAAUUGUGCUCUAGAUUAAAGCU